AUGUGUAUUUCCACCGGAGCAUUCUUCGGCUUGCCAUAUCUGGCUAGAAGCUAUGGCAUCACCGCUGAGGGGGAGUUUGUCUUUUGGACAGACACCGUGGGCUUAGCAGCGUUUGCAGUGCUCGGGGCGCGCAUUGCAGCAUGCUUGCCAGAUCAUCACGUGCACGCAGGUGCCUGCGCCCUCCGCGGGCUGAGCACUGCUUGCUUUGGAGGGCUUGUGAGAGACAUCUUAUGUCAAAAACCACCCCGGAUCCUGUACGCAGAGCACGAGAUGUACGCUACCCCAGCGCUGUCGGGGGCAUUGGUUUGCGUCUGGUUGUUGCGAAGCGGAUCUGAGAGGCCCUUGGACGUCGAGGGCAUGCUGUUGGGAGCCUGGGUGGUGAUUGAGCUACGCGUGCUGGCCCUGAACCAUGGUGCUCGCUUGCCCGCCUUCCCUUCAGAGGCUGUGAAGCAGAGGGCGGAGUCCUUGUCAGAUCUGGACACGGCGCAGGGACUCCUUAGUCCAGGAACAGCCUGA
Molecule: messenger RNA, 516 nt
Organism: Symbiodinium necroappetens
Lineage: Eukaryota; Dinophyceae; Suessiales; Symbiodiniaceae
Source: the annotation of a GenBank genome assembly